Molecule: messenger RNA, 2097 nt
Organism: Cuscuta campestris
Lineage: Eukaryota; Viridiplantae; Streptophyta; Magnoliopsida; Solanales; Convolvulaceae
Source: the annotation of a GenBank genome assembly
CUAUCACAUUUUACUUUAACACAUCACAUCAAAAGUAUUUUUGGAAAGUCAACACCAAAAUAUCCCUCUCUUAAAUCUUCAAAAAGUCAAAAAUGAAACUUUAUUUAAGGACGGAGGGAGUAUAUAACUGUACUAUUCUUCACAUUAAUGCAUUCUUAUUAAUUCUCAACUCCCACAUCACCGAAUUCCCCUUUCUUCCGCGAUGGAGCCGCUGAAACAUGAAUUGAACGCCGGAGGAUCAUCGGAGAAACCUCCGGCCAAGUCGGCUGGAAUUAGGAAUGACUCGCCUCUGGUUCAGGUGAUCUUGAUCGGUCUGGUCUGCUUCUGCUGUCCGGGUAUGUUCAACGCCCUCUCGGGUAUGGGCGGCGGCGGCCAGGUUGACCCAACGGCGGCCAACAACGCCAACACCGCCCUCUACACCACUUUUGCCGUCUUCGGGGUACUGGGCGGCGGGAUUUACAACAUAUUGGGCCCCAAACUCACCUUGCUCGCAGGGUGUUCGACGUAUGUCCUCUACGCCGGAUCUUUCCUCUACUACAACCACUUCAAACACCAGGCCUUUGCCAUCCUCGCCGGAGCAUUUCUUGGCAUCGGGGCUGGCCUUGUGUGGGCCUCCCAAGGAGCCAUCAUGACCUCGUACCCUCCCCAUGACCGGAAAGGGACCUACAUCUCCAUGUUCUGGAGCAUAUUCAACAUGGGGGGUGUCAUUGGUGGGCUUAUCCCUUUCAUACUGAAUUAUCACCGCGCAGACGCCGUGUCUGUCAAUGAUGGAACUUACAUUGGAUUCAUGAUCUUCAUGUCCGUUGGUACAGUUCUAUCGCUCGCGAUUCUCCAUCCCAGCCAAGUUGUCAGGGAUGAUGGAACAGCCUGCAGUAACAUCAAAUACUCCAGUGUGGGGGUUGAGUUUAGGGAGAUCUCAAAGCUUUUUAUGGAUUGGAAGAUGCUCUUGUUGGUUCCGGCGUCUUUGGCAAGCAAUUUCUUCUACAGCUAUCAGUUUACCAAUGUGAACGGGGCGCUGUUCAAUUUAAGAACAAGGGGUUUGAACAAUGUGUUCUACUGGGGUGCACAGAUGAUUGGGUCAGUCUUCAUUGGGUUCAUAAUGGACUUCACCUUCAAGAGCCGGAGGACUAGGGGAUUGGUGGGGAUCGCAGUUGUGGGAGUUCUGGGAACUGCGAUUUGGGGGGGCGGGAUGGCGAAUCAGCUCAAAUAUUCGCGCGAAGAUAUGCCUGCUCGCAAGCUGGAUUUCAAGGACGGGUCGGAUUUCGCGGGGCCCUUCGUGUUGUACUUCAGCUACGGCUUGCUUGACGCCAUGUUCCAGAGUAUGGUUUACUGGAUCAUUGGAGCCUUAGCAGAUGACUCUGAAAUCCUUAGCAGGUAUACAGGAUUUUACAAAGGAGUGCAGAGUGCAGGGGGAGCUAUAGCUUGGCAAGUGGAUGCCCAAAAGGUGGCAUUCUUUAACCAAUUGGUUGUGAAUUGGGGACUGACAACAUUGAGUUAUCCUCUUUUGGGUCUUCUGGUUUUCUUAGCAGUGAAAGAUGAUGGCAACAUGGUAGAAAAAAGAGUGUCCAUUAAAUAAGUAAGCCGGAUCUACCAUCACAAGUUUGAGUUUUUUUUGGUUUAAAUGUAUACGAAGAUUAACUUGGUACAUAUAAUAAACAUGCUAUCGGAUAACUAUCCGUAUGAGGGAAUGGUUCAUCAUCCUUUUUAUAAUAAAGAUGCUGUUUUAGUUGUCUCAUCAUUGGAUUGAUAUUCUUGCAUUCCUGUCUUGUUGCGGCGCUAGUUUGCUUGAUAGGGACACUCACAACUUGUAAUUAUACGGAGUAUGUGGACAAGAAUGAAAAGGAAUAAAUGUUCUUUUUUUGUUUUUAAUACAACACUUUAUUUUCCUGUAAUUGUCGGGAAAUACAGGGGUUACCAUCUUCGAUCUUCCUCUCUUCGGGACACGUUCUUUAUUGGCAAAUCCGGACUUUUCUUCUCCUAUAUCGGCAAAAUUCCCUCUUCGCACAAGUCUUGCAAAUUCCGAUCUUGAUCCUAACUAUUAUGAUCUCUCCCUAUCGAACCCUCUUGGUAGGGUUCACUAUCUGCUCUAACUCUCCG